Messenger RNA from Vigna unguiculata (cowpea), 2330 nucleotides. The record is from RefSeq and is a predicted model, not a curated record. NCBI's taxonomy places the organism in Eukaryota, Viridiplantae, Streptophyta, Magnoliopsida, Fabales, Fabaceae.
AAAGGGGGUGCGCGGAACAAUGUUCAGCUCUUUCUAAAACCAACUAAAACCUAAUUAACCUAACCCUAAUCUCUUCUUAAUUCGUAAACCCCAUCCAACAUCAGGCCCUUAUCUCGAGCAGCUGCCGAUUCCGUCGUACCUCCACCUAGCCGCACUAACGACCUCCGCCGGAGGCUUCACCGGCGACACCAUCGCCCUUCACUCCACCUCGCGCGAAACGUUCCUGCACCGGCGUCUCCUCCUUCGCUUCUCCAAUGCGUUUCAAACAGGAGCUGCACCGAUCCCCUUCAUGGCCGCGAGGUCUCGCUUGCCGGAUACCGCCGUCAACGGGUUCAGCCGCCUCAAGGUCGUCGCCGGUCCUGCCAUCAUCGUCGAGGGAAUCUCCGACGACGCUGGUGCGCGAGGACGCCGCGGCUCGUCACCACACGACCAUCCCUCAUCCGUUCACGCGACCACACUCCCGUUCAGAGCUUCGAAUCGCUGGCGGCGAGGCCACCGGCGAGGGUUUCUCUUGUCUUGGUUUUCUGCUUCUGAUUUGAUGUUGGGUUACUGGAUUUUGAGACGCUAGUGUUUGGCGUACUGUGUGAGAUUGGUUGGUUCGUGGUAAAAAGUUGGGUUUGGGUUGCGGCGUGAAGAAGAUGAUUGAGAGAUGUGAAUCAUUGUUCAAGCUCUGUAGUAUGGUGCAUUUUUCAAGCUCUUUUGCUUAUGGUUUCAGGCACAAAUUAUUUGGCAAACCGUGUUCUAAACCUGCUAGCAUCUGUGGAGCAAUAGAGUCAUUAAGCACAGUGAAUGGACCAACGAGGAAGCCAGUAAAAUAUGCUCUUUGUACUGCACUUAGUUCUUGUGCAAAAACCCGGAAUUGGCGUUUGGGUAUACAAAUCCAUGCUUUCAUGAUUCGAUCUGGAUAUGAAGAUAAUUUGUUCCUCUGCAGUGCGCUGAUUGAUUUCUAUGCCAAAUGUUUUGCUAUUCUGGAUGCAAAGAAGGUAUUUAGUGGCAUCAGAACGCAUGAUCAAGUUUCAUGGACUUCACUUAUAACGGGAUUAUCGAUCAACGGACAAGGAAUAAAUGCCUUCUUGUUGUUCAAAGAGAUGUUAUGCACCCAAAUUAAGCCCAAUUGUCUUACCUUUGUUAGUGUGAUUAAUGCCUGUGUUGGGCAAAAUGGUGGCCUUCAACAUUGCUCUGCUCUUCAUACUCAUAUCAUCAAGCAGGGAUGUGAUACUAACAAUUUUGUGGUCAGCUCAUUGAUUGAUUGUUAUGCAAAUCAGGGACAAAUUGAUGAUGCUGUACUCUUAUUUGUUGAAACUAGUGAGAAGGAUAUUGUUGUGUACAAUUCUAUGAUCUCUGGAUAUUCUAAAAACCUGUGCAGUAACGAUGCAUUGAAGCUGUUUGUAGAAAUGAGGGGGCGAAAUUUGGGUAUUACUGAUCAUACUUUAUGUACGAUUCUAAAUGCUUGUAGCAGCCUUGCAUUGCUCCUUCAGGGAAGGCAAGUGCACUCUCUUGUUAUUAAAAUGGGUUCGGAAAGGAAUGUGUUUGUGACCAGUGCUUUGAUUGAUAUGUAUUCAAAAGGUGGCGAUAUUGACGAGGCUCAACGCGUGUUGGAUCAGACUUCUGAGAAGAAUAAUGUGUUGUGGACAUCCAUGAUCAUGGGUUAUGCUCAAUGUGGGAGAAGUUCAGAGGCUUUGGAACUUUUUGAUUGUCUACUGACCAAGCAAGAGUUAGUUCCUGAUCAUAUUUGCUUCACUACUGUCUUAACAGCUUGUAAUCAUGCAGGAUUGCUUGACAAAGGGGUGGAAUACUUCAACAAAAUGACAACAAAUUAUGGCUUGUCUCCAGAUAUUGAUCAAUAUGCUUGCUUGCUUGAUCUGUAUGCUAGAAAAGGGAGUUUGAGUAAGGCAAGGGAUUUAAUGCAAGAAAUGCCCUAUGAUCCUAAUUAUGUAAUUUGGAGCUCUUUCUUGAGUUCGUGUAAUAUAUAUGGCAAUGUAGAACUUGGGAAGGAGGCUGCUGAUCAACUUAUUAAGAUGGAACCAUGUAAUGCAGCACCAUAUUUAACAUUAGCACAUGUCUAUGCAAGAAAAAGUUUAUGGAAUGAAGUAGCUGAAGUUAGAAGGGAUUCUGAUUCCUUUCCCGUGCACAAAUUUAGGGUUUGUGAAGGGGUUCUGUUUCAUAAGCGUGAACCUCGUUUUGGAUGGAGCUGGGUUGUGGUAGCUGUCGACGAACCUCAACCCCAUUGGGACCCUUUGCUCCCUUUCCUCCCGAACAAUACUCUUGUUGCUGCCGACAAAAUCACUUUGCGUGGAUUGAUGAAGGUUAAGUAAAUUGCUGCGUGGAAU